AACCAAACCAAACGAUUAACGAAACGUAGCUUCACAUGGCCGUUCCCUUCUUCACAACAACAUUUGUUCCAUCUCUUUCCUCAAAAACCAUCACUCCCAUCACUCCUUCAAAGUCCACAAUAGCCUUCAUUCGCUUCCUCACAUUCUCAACAAUGAACUCAUCGCCAUCACCGUCAUCACCAUCGAUCUACCACGUGCCAGACCUAGGUGCCAACGACAUGGACCGUGUGGCAGACCACACUUUCCGAACCUACACUUCGAAUAACAAUGCAAAUGUGGCCAAGAGAAGUGGUAAAGGUUCGGCAAUUGUGUGGUUCAGAAAUGAUCUGAGGGUGUUAGACAAUGAAGUUCUCUACAAAGCGUGGCUCUCUUCGGAAACUGUCUUACCCGUUUUCUGUGUUGAUCCUCGCCUCUUUUCCACCACUUACCACUUUGGUUUUCCCAAAACUGGAGCAUUGAGAGCUCAAUUUUUCGUCGAAUGCUUGGCCGACUUGAGGAAGAACUUGACAAAAUUCGGACUUAAUUUGCUUAUACAACACGGAAAGCCUGAAGAUAUUCUUCCUUCUCUAGCUAAAGCUUUCAAAGCUCAUACAGUGUAUGCCCAGAAAGAAACCUGCAGUGAGGAGCUGAACGUUGAAAGAUUAGUCAGCAAAGGUCUUCGACAAGUAGCAAUGCCAUCCGGGGAAUCUAGUAGUUCAACGAAUUCAAACAACUUCCCCAAGUUACAAUUGAUUUGGGGUACCACCUUGUACCACAUAGAUGACCUUCCUUUUGAUGCCGGUAGUUUGCCGGACGUGUAUACUCAAUUUCGUAAGACUGUCGAGGCGAAGUGUUCGAUACGUCCGUGCAUCAAACUUCCUGUGUUGCUUGGACCUCCUCCACUUGUUGAGGAUUGGGGGUGUGUUCCUUCAUUAGAGAAGCUGGGACUUAGCUCACAGAAUGUUAGCAAGGGGAUGAAAUUUGUAGGAGGUGAAACUGCGGCGUUGAGCAGAGUAUAUGAAUACUUUUGGAAGAAGGAUUUGCUAAAGGUAUAUAAAGAGACCAGAAAUGGAAUGUUAGGACCUGAUUACUCCACUAAGUUCUCACCAUGGCUUGCAUUUGGAAGCUUGUCUCCUCGUUUAAUACACGAAGAGGUGAAGAGAUAUGAGAAGGAAAGGAUAGCAAAUGGUUCUACAUACUGGGUCUUGUUUGAGUUGAUAUGGAGGGAUUACUUCCGGUUUUUAUCGGUGAAAUAUGGGAAUUCAAUUUUCUAUUUAGGUAAUUUGCUGAAGUCUGUUACGAGAGACGGCCGUACCGGAUAUCCUUUGAUUGAUGCCAAUAUGAAAGAACUAUCAACAACAGGGUUUAUGUCAAACCGAGGACGGCAGAUUGUGUGUUCAUUUCUUGUUCGUGAUAUGGGCAUAGAUUGGCGAAUGGGAGCAGAGUGGUUCGAGACGUGUCUUCUGGAUUAUGAUCCAUGUUCUAAUUAUGGAAACUGGACUUAUGGUUCAGGAGUUGGGAAUGAUCCAAGAGAAGAUCGAUAUUUCAGCAUUCCGAAACAAGCACAAACAUAUGAUCCGGAAGGAGAAUACGUUGCAUACUGGUUGCCGCGAUUACAAACAAUUCCGAAAGAGAAAAGGAACUUUCCUGGAAAUUUAUACAUCCGUCAAAUUGUGCCUCUCAAGUAUGGUAGACUCCAGAAUGACGGCGCAAGAAGCAGCAAUGAUAGAAGGAAUGACAGAAGAUGGAACAGGAACUAAAUUCAGGGAAGAUAUGAAGAAUGGCAGCUUCUUUCAUUAUUUCAUCUUCCACGGGUGUAGAUUAGCAAGAAAUUCUUGUAUGCACAGGUUAGUUGAAGGCCAUAUAUUCUCUUUAACAUAACUAAAAUGAAACCCGCACGAGAUGUACGGGACGGUAAAUUAAUGAUAGUAUAUAACAAAUAUUAAAAAUUGUUAUAUUUUGUAGAAUUAAAUUAAAUAUGUGUAAACUAAAGUUAAAUUUGAAAGGUGUUUUAUUUAAAAUAAUUUGUAGUACAAAAGAUUUGGACGUUGGAAUUAUACAAAGUGACAUUUUUAUUUGGUAGUUU
This is a messenger RNA of Arachis ipaensis, 2065 nucleotides long. NCBI's taxonomy places the organism in Eukaryota, Viridiplantae, Streptophyta, Magnoliopsida, Fabales, Fabaceae. The record is from RefSeq and is a predicted model, not a curated record.